This is a messenger RNA of Arachis ipaensis, 920 nucleotides long. The record is from RefSeq and is a predicted model, not a curated record. NCBI's taxonomy places the organism in Eukaryota, Viridiplantae, Streptophyta, Magnoliopsida, Fabales, Fabaceae.
AUGUUAAUACACUUAAACGUGACCUGGCCUCCUUUCUCCAUUUUCCCCUUUUCCCCUUCGCGCGCCAUUGAGCUUCACCAAAAAAUCAGAGAAAGCUCACUCUCACGCCGUCACUCGUCACCCUCACGCCGGUGCCUCUUCCCCACGCCGUCACUCGUCACCCUCACGCCGUCACCGUCGCCCCUCUUCCCCACUUCCCACUCACCACUCACGCACACCACUUCGCCACUGGAGAAUCGUCGCUCCUCUUCAUCCUUCUGCUCUGGCUGUCACUUCGAGCUCACCAUCGGGAAGAUCUGCACUCAGCAUCGUCCUCUCUUCGCUCACCGUCGUCGAGAAGGGUGUUCUCAAGAACAGGGCUAUUAUAAUGGCAUGUGUGUGCAACAGUGCUACUCUGCGAAUUUGCUUCAACUUGCGUUUUGCUUACUCUGGAAAUUUCUAAGGUUAAAGAGGCUAUUUCAAUAGCAAAUAAUGCAUGCUGGGCUCUUGGAGAACUUGCAGUUAAGAUGGUUGGGAUUUCUCUGUGAACAAGAAUUUGAUGUAUUAAGUAUUAACUGGAAAGAAGAGACAAAGCUAUGCAAGGUUUACAACUCCGUCCAACCGAUAAAUUCGAUUUGGGUCAUCUUCUAUUUCCGCAGUAUCAAUCUUGUAGUAUAGCUUAGCUUGCCUUACUUUCUGAAUUUUUCGUUUUUGUGGGGUAUGGUGUGUAGAUUGGUAAUUCGUAUCAAGCGAUUCCGAAUUCUAUGUAUAGGGAUAACACAAGUAAAUCGAAUGAGAUUGUAUAGCUUUACAUUAGAGCUCGAGUACUACUAAAUCGAAUCAGCAUGUAUCGAUUUAGUAUAUGUAAUUCAAAUUUGUCCAAUUCGAUUUACUAUGUACAAAAACCAUGAGCUAAAUCAAAAUCCACUAAUUUGGUUUAC